AAAAAAUCCAAAGGAAAAAAAAAAACAUCCAUAACAAAAAUAAUUUUCGUAACUGUUGCUGGGUUCUUGUUACGAUAAACGAAAAAACAAACAGAGCUCUCUGCAUCUGGGUCUCAGGAAACGAAGAAAUCCCUCUGAUCCAAUUCUCACUUUCAUCAUCGCCAUCGGAUCUCUCUUCAAUCGCCGUCCUCCGCCGUUCUUUCCCGUCGCCGCCGCUGAAAGUCUGAGUGCUGUUCUCGCUUUCGGAAUUGUGAACUUCUUGUGAACACAUAAGCUAUCAAGUGAAAUAGCAUGAGCUUCAGAUUCUUCUGUUUCUGAAGAUUGGGAAGGGAAGUGUAUUAAAGUGAGCUGCAACGAUGUUUUCACUGUUUUAUGGUCUUUGGAAGUAUCUGUUCAGUAAGAUGGAGCUUCACGUACUCAUUCUGGGGAUUGACAAGGCUGGGAAAACAACUUUGCUGGAGAGGAUGAAGUCAGUGUACUCAAACAUAGAAAGCCUUCCUCACGAUCGAAUCGUUCCAACUGUGGGGUUGAAUAUUGGUCGUAUUGAAGUUGCAAAUAGGAAACUUGUGUUCUGGGACUUGGGAGGUCAGCCUGGUCUUCGCUCAAUCUGGGAGAAAUAUUAUGAAGAGGCGCAUGCUGUGGUCUUUGUUGUAGAUGCUGCCUGUCCCUCAAAAUUUGAAGAUGCUAAGUCUGCACUUGAGAAGGUGCUUCGGCACGAGGAUCUACAGGGAGCCCCUCUUUUGAUAUUAGCUAACAAACAGGAUCUUCCGCAAGCAGUAUCAGCCGACGAACUUGCACGUUGUCUAGAUUUAAAGAAGCUGGAAGAAAGAGUUCACAUGUUUGAAGCUGUGUCAGCCUAUGAUGGGAUUGGAAUUAGGGAAAGUGCAGAAUGGUUGGUUGAAGUGAUGGAGAAGAGUAAGAGGACCGAAAUGUUGAGAGCGCGGGCAGGUGCAAUGGGUCAGGGUCCUGCCUAAAAAGGUCUUACAAUUGAGCCAAAACUGUUUUUCUGUUACUUUAUAGAUAUGUAAAUCCAAACUGGAGUAUACAGGAUUGAAAUUCAUUUAGGAAAAGGAAGGGAAAAGAACAAUUUGGAAUUAAACUGAGCCUUGAAAAAUUAUGUCUUGUUAACAUGUAAUACAAACAGUUUCAUAUGAGAGGCUCAGCCUCCAUUAUUUCAUAGAGCAAGUUUCCUUCA
This is a messenger RNA of Arachis stenosperma, 1195 nucleotides long. RefSeq lists its product as uncharacterized. Lineage: Eukaryota; Viridiplantae; Streptophyta; Magnoliopsida; Fabales; Fabaceae. Gene Ontology annotation, biological process: intracellular protein transport; Golgi to plasma membrane protein transport; protein localization to organelle. Gene Ontology annotation, molecular function: GTP binding; GTPase activity. The record is from RefSeq and is a predicted model, not a curated record. The transcript has 7 exons. Bases 357 to 974 code for a protein of 205 amino acids. Gene Ontology annotation, cellular component: Golgi apparatus.